AUGAAGCCCACUGCUUUCCUUGCCGCUAUGGCGAUUGCCAGCUCCGGUGUCAAUGCCGACUGUUUCCCCAAUGGCAUGAUCGGCCACUAUGGCACAUGGCUCAAGCAGAAGGUUUUAGCCUUGAACGCGGACCGUCUUUCUCUUGCCUGCAUGGCUAUAGCCGGUGCAGCCAAAGAGUCUUUCGUUGGCGAGGAGAGUCGAACAUACUGCAUGCAGGAGGCGGACGGCUUGAAGUGGGACUUUACCAUUAAGAACUUGAACACCGGCAAACGAGUUUUAGGACAAGCCGAGUGCAUGUCUGGGCUGUCGAAGGAGGCCUAUGGUUGCUACAGAGGAGGUAAAACAUCCUAUUGGAAUUGGCAAUACAUUUCCGAUCCCAAUGCCGGCAGCUGCAUUGGAAAAUAA
Colletotrichum paranaense is the source of this 405-nucleotide messenger RNA. RefSeq lists its product as uncharacterized. The record is from RefSeq and is a predicted model, not a curated record. Lineage: Eukaryota; Fungi; Ascomycota; Sordariomycetes; Glomerellales; Glomerellaceae. Bases 1 to 405 code for a protein of 134 amino acids. The transcript has 3 exons.